Molecule: messenger RNA, 1401 nt
Organism: Telopea speciosissima
Lineage: Eukaryota; Viridiplantae; Streptophyta; Magnoliopsida; Proteales; Proteaceae
Product: enoyl-CoA hydratase 2, peroxisomal-like
Exons: 11
Coding region: 186-1112 (308 amino acids)
Cellular component (GO): peroxisome
Source: RefSeq, a predicted model, not a curated record
AUGUGCCUGGGAUUUGGAUUUAGAUUUAUCAGAUGACGAGCUUUUAAGCUCUUAUCCACUUAUCCUUGAAUUCCACUUUUCUUGAUCUACUUGCGGCAGACUUCAGAGAAAGUAGUGCUGUGAGUUUGCUGACGCGCAGAUUUCGCAGAACUUAAGAAAGUCGUAAAUAUAUUCAGAGGCUUUUAAUGGCGGGGAGUUCAAUUUUCGAUCCUGAGCUGGCCAUCUCUCACAAAUUCCCUGAGACAACAUUCACCUAUAAUGAAAGAGAUGUAGCACUCUAUGCUCUUGGUAUUGGUGCAUGUGUAGGGGAUGCCUUGGAUGAGAAAGAGCUGAAAUAUGUCUACCACAUGGACGGACAGCCAUCCAUCCAGGUCUUGCCAAGUUUUGCUGCUCUUUUUACUCUUGGAGCUGCAGGAAGCAUCCAACAGCUACCAGGGCUGCAAUUUGAUCCGCGUCUUCUAUUGCAUGGUCAACAAUACAUAGAAAUCUACAAGCCGUUACCUACAAGUGGCUGUAUGCAAAAUAAAGUUGCAGUUUCUGGAUUGCAUGAUAAAGGAAAAGCAACUGUUGUUGAGAUGGACACAGUAAGUUAUGAUAAAGAGUCUGGUGAACCACUUUGCAUGAACCGAAUGACCAUCUACUUGCGAGGUGCUGGCGGCUUCUCAAAGCCAUCAGCUCCGUAUUCAUGCUCAAAGUAUCCAGCCAAUCAGAUUUCACCUGUUAAAAUUCCAAAGAGUCAACCUUUUGCAGUAUAUGAGGAUUGUACCCAAGAAUCUCAGGCACUACUAUACAGACUAUCAGGUGACUAUAAUCCUUUGCAUUCAGAUCCUAAGAUUGCAGAAAUUGCUGGGUUUUCUCGUCCAAUUCUGCAUGGGUUGUGCACCCUCGGGUUUGCAGUUAGGGCAAUUAUCAAAUGCAUUUGCAAUGGAGAACCAACCAAGGUGAAAAGCAUUAUGGGCCGUUUUCUUUUACACGUUUACCCCGGCGAGACACUGAUCACAGAAAUGUGGCUUGACGGAACAAGGGUCUUAUAUCAGACAAAGGUAAAAGAACGAAACAGGACAGUUCUGUCUGGGUAUGUAGGUCUCCACCACUUAACUUCAUUAAUGUGAGUUCUACCCAUGCAUAAACUACACUGAAACUCCUGAAUCCGGACUGCACAUUUUGAGCCUUUCUUUUAUUAAUAACGAAGGACACCAACUGGUGAGUUGAUGCUCCACACUGGCUCAAGUUGUUUGGUAUGGCUACUUUGAAAAAUGGCAAAUGCAGGCCCUAUUUAUAGAAGUGAAUAAUUUAUGAGAUGUGUUUCACAAAUAAUUGUCGAUAAUGAGCUGAUGAUUUUCCUACCUCCUCUGUAUUUUGCAAUUACCGAUGUAUGGGAUUUAAGUAAUAGUUGAGCAA